Molecule: messenger RNA, 564 nt
Organism: Arachis duranensis
Lineage: Eukaryota; Viridiplantae; Streptophyta; Magnoliopsida; Fabales; Fabaceae
Product: transcription factor KUA1-like
Exons: 2
Coding region: 1-564 (187 amino acids)
Molecular function (GO): DNA binding
Source: RefSeq, a predicted model, not a curated record
AUGGUAGAAAGAGACCUGCAACAGCUAAUGGAAGAGAAGGAGGUUAUCCAUUGGAACCCAGAAGAACGCGAGCAAUUUUUGAAAGGAAUUGAAAAAUAUGGUAAAGGAAAGUAUAAAAGAAUAUCUCGCGAGUUUGUACCGUCGAAGACUCCAAAGCAAGUUGCCAGUCAUGCUCAAAAGUACCUUUUAAAACAACAAGAACAAUCUGAAGAAAACACUAAUAAAAGAAGGUGCAAUAAUAUCCAUGAUAUGAAUAAUGCUUCCAAUGUUGGAGAAACUGAACCAAACAAGUUGGAGAAGACAUUGACCAUUAGGGAGCCACAAGUGCAACAUGGUACCAUUGAUCAGCACAAUGAUGUAGAGCCAAUAAUAAGUUUGGAGAGUGCCAACAAUAAUCAAUUUGAGGUCAUUCCGAAUUCUGGUAAUUUGCAUAGCGAUGAUCCUUAUGAAUGUGAUCAGUGUUUCCGUGAGGCUUUAGAGAGCUUAGUUGCUCAGGGUGUGACCUUUGACGGUAAUUCUUGGUGCAUACCACCCCAUACAAUAAUUCCGAGGAUUCUUUUAUAA